AUUUAACAAUACACCAUUUAGAUACCCUGGUGUAGUAGCAUAAAACACAAGGACGACGAAACUUCGCAUCGUGGCACAAUACCCACAAUAUCGUGACCUGCUUGAAGUAGUUGUCCAAAACUGGUUUUAUGUUUAUUACAUAUAGAUCUUCGGACCUACCAAAAAUUUUAAUAUUGCAUAACUGUAAUGAAAAUGUAGUGGUUAGAUGUUGUUGUAAAAUAAUGUCAGUGUCAUUUUGCGAUACUAAUUUGCAAGUUCUUUUUCUUCUAACAUAAACGAUGGAAGCAUGGAUUUCACUACUAAUUGUAAUCAUCGUGUUUCAUCCCUCAAAAAAUGUACAAAACAACUACGGAUGUUCCUAUGAAGUACUUCUAACCAACGACAGACAAAUAGUCUGCGCUAAUAUAACAUCCUCAUUCUUUCAGUAUUUCAAUAUCAAUGUAAAUAGGUACCACUGGCUAACCUGCAAGAGCUGUAAUUUAAGUACAAUAUCAACUGAAACCUUCCACUUCCCAAAGAACGCCAUCACUUACCUAUUUUUAAUAGAUAAUCAAAUAAUUAGCAUAAGCAACUACUCGUUCAGCAAGUUACCACAUUUAAAGGUACUCAAUUUAAGGAAUAAUUUAAUUCGCACGAUUGCAACGCACACGUUUUCCGGAAUUGGUAAACUGCUACAGCUGGACCUUAGCAGGAACUUACUGGAGCGCCUGGACGCUGACACAUUUCGCGAUCUGGAAAACUUGGAUAUCUUAAACUUAAACCAAAACCGAAUUAGUUUCGUGCACCAGGAGGCCUUCGCCAGUUUAAAGAGGCUCAAAUAUCUGUACAUUAACCGCAAUUACAUCUCAUCACUAAGCGACAACAUGUUCGAAAAUCUCGUCGAUUUAAAGAUUUUGUACUUGGAAAACAACGACAUUACCGAAAUAAGUCGCUUGGCCUUUAAUGGAUUGGAUAACUUGAACUACUUGUACCUCAACAACAACACCAUAAUAACACUAUCGCAAUAUAACUUUAAACCCCUACGAAAUCUUAUCGAUCUUCAAUUGCGCUUUAAUAAUUUAACGAUAAUAGACACUAGCGUCUUUAACGGACUAAGAAAUUUAAAGUUCCUAUAUUUGGGCAACAACCGCUUAGAAAGUAUCAAUUGGUAUGGAUUAAUUGGGCUAGAUUCCCUAGAGGUGAUCGAUUUAAUCGAAAACAAGUUUCAGUAUUUCUCGUUAGGGCACCUGAAAAACAUGAAAAAUCUAACUGUUCUCUGGUUGGAAAACAAUAACAUCAGCAAUUUUACCAUUCACUCUGAUACGGACGUGCAAAACUCUUUGAAAGUAAUUAAUCUUGUGAAAAACGAACUUGAUUACAUCGAUUAUAGGUUGCUUUUCAAAAAGGUUCCCCAACUAGAGGAGGUGUGGUUAGGGAGGAACAAUUGGACGUGCGAAUUUAUUAUUGAAAUGCACGAUUUUUUCGUUAGUAGUAAUAUUUCGGUCUGCACUGUAGCGAAUUGUACAGGGGAGGCUUUUAAACGGUAUAUCGACAGUAUUUGCUUUGAGCCGUAUGCAAACGAAACUGAGCUUAGUUAUGACUUUGCAACUGAUUGUACAAAUAGUAGUUCUGUAAGUUAUUUUAUUUUGUUUGUUGUGUUACUUAAAUGUUAUGUUUCUUCUACCUCAUUUUAAAAUAUUGUUAUUUGUUAUAUUGUUUUAUAUGUAAAUAUAUUAUUUAUGGCUUUCUUA
Messenger RNA from Photinus pyralis (common eastern firefly), 1730 nucleotides. Its product is annotated as chondroadherin-like. The coding region runs from base 279 to 1673 and encodes 464 amino acids. NCBI's taxonomy places the organism in Eukaryota, Metazoa, Arthropoda, Insecta, Coleoptera, Lampyridae. Gene Ontology annotation, molecular function: protein binding. The record is from RefSeq and is a predicted model, not a curated record. The transcript is spliced from 2 exons.